UCUCCCUUCGACCUAUCCACAGGCUGCACAUGAAACCAAUGGGAGCUGUGUUAGCAGAUUCACCAAUCUCUUCGCUAGCAGUAAGAACUAAAAGGGUGCAAAUGCGUCGUGCCAUGAAGUAUGACAGGUGGCAGCCACCUUCAGCUCCCUAAUUUACUCGUCCCCAUCUGCUAAUGAAACUAUACGUUUCCCUCCUUUACGUCCUAACACCUCGGCGAACAUUCUACACCAGUCUGCCGAAACUACUAAUAUAAGCAUACAAUUCAAGGUUUGGAUAUAAUAUACCUUUUCACAUUAAGAAAAGAUGAUUAAUCAACUAGAAAAAUUGUACCAGCUAGAAGACAAAGUAAUCUUUUGGCAUGACCCCCACCACCGUGGUCAUGUGAUGUCACAUGAUAAAACAUUUUUUAAAAAACCCCACUCCUGCUGCUAUCCGAGCUUAGGCAGCCGCCUCAACAAACUGAGCAUCAAAGUUUAACAGAAAAUAACAUUGCUAAAUAAAACUGACAGGUCGAAAAUUUUUAUCUUUGUAAAGUAAUAACUUUACCCGUGAUUUUUCUUGCCUUCGUCGCCUGCACAAGAACUAUCAGGAGUGGAACAAUGCGAGCUCGCAUGACGGCACAGGCUGCAUGAAUGUGAUGAGAGAAAGAGCAAUCCUGCAUUCUAUUGGUAGCUCUCACACUGAUGCAAGAGGGGGCACAACUGCACAGUUACCAUGGCAGCUGAGAAUCCUGGUAAAGCUUCUGUGGUGGAGGAUGUGAUGGUGACAAUAGAGGACCAGACUGAGUCUCACCCAUCUGCUGGUGACAAGCCACGCUCUCGAACUGGUGCACAUAAACCUACACACAACCUUCAAGGGGAGUCCGCCAGCUUUGAUAAAAGUUUCAUCUUUGUCGCAGAAAAUGAAAUUGAAGCUCACAGAAUCUCAAACAAUUAUAAGUUUGGUUUGAAAAAAUGGAAAAGUCAUGUCACCUCAAGACCGCUUGCCACAAGAUCAGAAAUUGUACAGGAUCUGUAUGCAGAUGUCAGCAAAGUCCGCAGAAUAAAAGUCACAACUCUACGAUUCUUCAACAUCGUCUACACUCUGUUGUUUGGCUGGUGGGUGGCUUUGGCAUACUGCUUAAUUGGAUGCUUGAUGUUCAUCACGAUCCUUGGCAAAGAAUAUGGUUUUCUUUGUUUCCGUUUGGCUGAUUAUUUCCUGUGGCCGUUUGGAAAGUUUAUACACCAAGUGCACCAUGUUCCUCUACAUGUUGUGGCACAAAGCUACAAUGGCUUAAAAGCUAAAGAGAAUGGUGAUCUGCACGAAAAAGAUUACUUGUUGGGAAAUGAAAACAACUUAUCUCCAAAUGCACCACAGAUCAGGGUUUCUACUUGCUCUCUUCAGCGUAAAUCCUACUGGAAAUUGCCUGAAACCUACUUGUGGCUGCUGUUUGGCGUACCAGUCUUGUGGCUGCUGCAUGCAGUUAUCUGGUUUAUAUGUUGGCUUCUUGUGGUUACCAUACCUGUGGCCAAGAUCAACAGCAAAAUGAUGCUGCGCAUCAUGUUUAUGAGGCCUCAAGAAGUAAAGGUGGAACACCAUGGAGUUCUUGUUCUGAAUCAGCAGAAGCGACACAGUGAGAUCAUCAUGUUCACGCAUCAAGCUGUCAAUGUCUACUAUUACAAACUUACUGUGGAUGGCAUCAAUGUUAUUUUAUUCAAUCUGCUGCUGUUUGUGAUCCUGUCACUCGUUUUGGGUUAUGCUGAUCAGGAGAAUGUUAUUGUUGAUGCUACAGCAAAAUGCGUCUUGGCAGUCUUUGCGAUCAUCCCACUGACUUAUUAUGUUGGCAUGGCAAUCACCAGUGUAUCUGCACAAAGCAGCUUUGCUGUUGGAGCCAUUCUAAAUGCAACUUUUGGCUCCAUGGUUGAAGUCAUUUUGUUCAUCAUUAUGUUAAAGAAGGGCAGGGACACAGGACAGGAGUGCUAUCAGGAACUUGUCAAGUCGUCUCUCGCAGGAGCCAUCUUAGUGAGCAUACUGUUCAUCCCAGGAAUGUCUAUGGUUGUUGGUGGUCUCAAAUAUCGAAUGCAAAAUUUUAACCCUAAAUCUGCAAACAUCAGUUCUGCACUUUUAUUUGUUUCCAUUGCUGGAGUUUUUGCACCAACAGUCUUUUCCUUGUUGUAUGGAGAUUUGCAGUGUGAAGAUUGUCAAUCGGUGACAUCUGUGUCCAGUAAUUUCACAAAUGUCACUGGUUUUCACUGCAAAGGCUGUUUUAAAUCAGUUUUUGGCAUUGGAGGAAACAGGGUGAUGUACGACUCAAAAGUUGCACCACUUGCCUACUCCUGUGCCUUCAUCCUUCCUAUUGCCUACAUUAUUGGUUUGAUAUUCACAAUGAGAACUCACUCCUCUGAAAUUUAUGAAGAAUUUGAAACACAGCUGAAAGAGGAAAUUGGCAAAGCAGCAGAGCAUGGGUCGGCUCACUGGUCGAUCAUAAAGAGCGUGAUCAUCCUGCUGCUGUGUGCUGCUGCCAUCGCAUUAUGUGGUGAUAUCAUUUCUGAAAACAUCCAGCCUCUUCUACAGGAGUCUGGCAUGUCUGAGUAUUUCAUUGGAGUAACCAUGCUGUCCCUGGUUGCUGAACUGCCAGAAGUGGUCAAUGGCAUUCAGUUUGCACUUCAAAACAAUGUAAAUCUAGGAAUUGAGAUUGGAAGUUCCACAGCCAUCCAGGUGUGUCUAGUGCAGGUGCCUAUGUUGGUUCUAGUGGACGUGAUUUAUCCAAUGGGAUUCCAUCUGAUCUUUGCUGAAGUUCACUUUUGGGCAGUGAUCUUCUCUGUCAUCGUCAUCAACUACAUUUUUCAGGAUGGGAAGAGUGACUACUUUCAGGGAACAAUUGUGGUUUUCAUCUAUGUUCUGCUUAUGGUGAUGUAUGUCUUCACUCUGCCACCAGACAAUGCAGUUUGUGCAGUACCGUACAGCAAUGGGUCAGAAACCAUAAAUUCAUCGCAGUCCUUUCUUAUUUGAUACCACUUUUCAGACCUACAUGAACAAAAAAAAGCUGAUAUUAUAAAUGCUACCUUUUAUUAACACAUGAUCUUGAGAGUUUUUUUUUUUUAUUGUUAUGUCUUUUGUUCAGACACAGUUAGUCAGAAAAUUGUAUAAGUACAUGUAUUAUUGUAUAAGAUGGUGUUUACCAUUUCAUGGUGUCUGUGAGAUUUAGCUGUCUGGUUAGACAACUAUGCAUAUAUUAUUGUAAAAACAUUAUUAAACAGAUAUGCAUACAUAUAUGUAUACCUAACUUGCUUUUGUUUGAAAUAAUGCAUCUUAUUUAAAAACCUUAUGAAAAUUGGACAACCCAGGUGUCUAGCCUUUAGGGCUUUCGAUUGCUGUCAUAUACGGUGCUGUUGAAAAGUAGGUGAGAGAUGAAUUGUGUGUAUGUUUGUGAGGGAAGGAGUGAGAGAGAAUGAGUGUAUGCACAAUCUUUGUUCCUUCAUGAAUUUGUGCAUCCGAUGGUGCAAAGGUUAGCGCCUGUCACCUAUAAAGGAUUAGCUGUCCUGGGUUCAGCUCUCAUCUCGGGCAUGCCAUACUUUCUCUGCAAGUGGCAUCUGUUUACAGGACUGGCUGCCUUGCUGUGAUAUAUCCUUAGUUGCUGGGUCGGUGUAAAAUGCCUAUUUCCCCACCAACUGUCCUGCAUGAAUUUAGACAUCUUGUUGUAUGUUUGCUUUGGAGAUUUUUACCUUUUAAAAAAAAUGUACCUAAUAUGUGUUAUUGGUGCUGUUGCAGAUAUUGAUUAUCUGCUUGAGCAUUUACUAUUUUAAUAUUUAUGAUAAAUUAGACAGUCUGGAGCUUAAUCAUACCAUGUAUGUGUUGUUAACAAAUGUUGGAUAAAGUUCUUAUCUUUUAAGCUAUGUGAUCUACAUGAGUUUAUUUGUGAAAUGUGGCAUUAAUCAGCUUGAAAACAUACAAGUGCUUAUGUGAAAAUUUCUGUGUUACUAGAAGCAUUUGAGUCUUGGAUCUCAUUAUUCAUCAGUAUGUAACUCUGUCUAAUUUAUUUUUCUCCUUUUCAUUUAGAAGUUUUUGUUAACCUAGGUUUUUGCACUUUUAUGGAAAGUCAGUGGUAUAUACUUUGGUUUAUCUUUUCAUGCUUAUUGAAUGAGGAAGACAUUUUAUGGCCAUAUAAUGUGUUUAUGCACUGUAGCUUCUUGAUUUUCAUGCCAUUUUUAACUGAGUAAAUUAUGGGGCUCACUUGAUAAAAUCAUUUAAGGGAUAGCUCCAGUUUUGUAAUUAGUGUUAACUCUAGAGUUGGAUUUUUGUUUUCUACUCUAGAAGUUACCAGUGGAUUGCUGUCAUCUUUAUUUGUUUAGCAAACUGACAAAUGAGGUGGCAUAUCCCUGGAUCAUGUGCGAAGGAGUUCAGGCAUCAUUUUCACAAAGCCCUCACUGGAAAAAAAUGACUUUUUCUCUUAGCACUGACUGUGAAAGCUAGUUUUUUUAAAAAUAAAACUUUGCAUUCAUUUAGCUUAGUUCAUUUCUUGGAAUUGAUUUGUCUACCUUGAUUGUACUAGUAUCUUACUAAGCAAAGGGCCAGUCUAGUAUGAUUUUAUUCUAGCAAUGAAAAUCACACAGAUAAUGUACGUGGGUCAGGCCAUUGAUAUAGUUGAUUGAUAUGCUUUGUUUUUCUCAGAUGUAUGUGUUUGUAUUCAGGGCAUGAUAUUUCCUAUGUACAGGCUGGCUUCAUGUUGUCUGGCCAGUCGUGGAUGUGCAGAUGUUAAAGAGUCACCACAAUUAUUAUUAUUUUUACAUAUAUAGUAAUAAAAUUAACCGCUGAUGUUUUGCCCACUAGAAAUGUGAAGGAUAUUCCAUAGUGAUACUACAGUUCACUGUGAUACAAAUCAGUUGCUGCUAAAACUGGCUUAACAAUGCAGUGCCAGGAUUUUGAAGGUUGUUAAAAUGACUUUUUUAUCAUUUUUAGAUCUGGAUUUUUUUUUGUCAUUGUGUGUGUGUGUGUAUGUGUGCAUGUGCGCAUGUAUGUUCAUGUGUGUGUGUUCUGCACGUUGAUUUAAAGAAAUUUUAUCUUCAGUGUGUCUACAAAUGUUAAUUGAUAUUAUCUGAAACUGUUAUCAAGAUUGUUGAGAUAGUUAUAUCUCUUUUUGAGUAUUUUGCCAAUAGAAAAGGUUAGGUAUUAUUACACAAUAUACACAGCUGUAAUUCUCCUAUAUAUGGUCAAUUGUUAUAAGCUUAUCACUGCAAGGUUUAUUUACCCACAUGCCUCUAGAAUCCAUGAAAACAUCCUUUAUGUGCUUCAGUGAAGGUCUUGAUAUUGUUGAUGAUGUAGGUUCAUUUUAACUCUUAGAAAUUCAGAUUUUUUGCUCAAAUGGCAAGUGUAGGUGGUUUUAAUUUAUACUAGUAUGGUUGAAAUGGAAAAAGUUAAAUGUGUAUCAUAAAAAUGAAUGUAAAGGAAAAUAUACACUAAACCAAAUCAUCAUGUUUAUCAACCUCUAAUAUUUGGAAUCAUUUGUUUCGAGAUUGAGGAUGCAGCAACUUCUUUAUCAACCUUGUGGUAUAAGAUGUAGUCUGGAAGGAAAACUAACAUCUUUUUAAGUGAGGGAUAUUGUCCUACCAGUUUUUUUAUGUUCUUUUAGAUUGUUAAAACUAAUACAUCCUGCAAAGGCUGAGUUCCUAAGCUAGUGAUAUAUGACUUGUCUUAUGCUAUUUUCAUAUAAUGUUUCAUGGGGAGUUAGUAUUUGGGUGAUUCUUAUAUCAGUAGGUACCUUCAUUAUGUUUCACUAAUAACAGUUUGCAUAUGUGAUAAAGUCUUAGACUUCAGAUCAAAAUUUUGUAGAGUAUGGUUGUGUCACAGAAAGUAAGAUAAUGUGACUGAUCAUUUAGUUGCAACAUUGUAGAAGUUGUUUUUUGAUAGUUUUGUUGAAACAUGUUUCAUGUCUCUAUUUUAUAUAUAAAACUAUUUUUAUAGCAGAUGUAUUUUAACAUCAGCAAGUUGUGUAUGUGAAUGAUGACAUGAGGCUUUAGUCAUCUAAUGCUUAUUUAUGCAGCGUUGAAAUGCAAAUUGUAAACAACUAUUUACUCAGUAAGUUUGAUAUAUUACUUCAUCUGAUCAUCACGAUUUUUAUUUGCAUAUUAAAUGUUAAAAUAAAAUUUCAAUCUUUUUUUCCAUUUUUUAUUUCCUCAUGCUUAUUAAAGGCAAAAUCAAUUCCUUUCAAUAUAGGAUUAUUGUGUGCAUGUGCAGGCUCAAAGUUAUAAAGAUAAUAUUUAUAUAAUGACAACUUUAAAGGCAUAGUGGAGUGCAAGUUUUUUCUUCCCCUGGAAAGCUCUUAAAAUAUUUUUUCCCCAAAGUUGUGUGAAUAUCCUUCUGUUCUUAAAAUACACACUGUGUACAAAAGAAGUCAACUAAACAACUCAGAUUGUGCAUACUUUUUAUCAUGGUUCCAAAGAUACCCUGAAGGAUGGUAAGGGCGUAUUUUUUAGCCAUGAAUGAUAUCUAUUGUAAUACAUUAUGCAUCAGUGCAAAUAUUCACAUUUACAUUGCAUGUGUAUCCCAUAAAGUACACGACAGUUGCAUUAUACAGCAGUAGGGGCAUUACCGAACAACAUAGAUGGAAUACAAAAAAAAAAAAAUCUUGUCAAUAUUUACAUCUAAGAGACAAGUUGCAUGUAGUGCAGCCAUUGUUUUACUACUAGAUUUUCUUGUAUUUUGAGGUAUGCAUUAAAUUUUAUAUCUGUGUUACAGUAUUCACAUGAAUCGUAAAUGGGGAGGUUUUUAUUUUACCUCUGCAUGAAUAUAUGUAUGAACAAAUUUACAUUGUGAAAGAAUAUGUUGAAUGUUUUCUUUUUCGCAUGUUCAAAGGCUGCACACAUCAUCAUUUUCAAGUCUCAUGUUAGAUAUCAUUAUUUUUGUCCCCAGUAUUCUAUGCAUCACUCUGAUUUGAAGCCAUUUCAACUUAAAGAUAUUUAUAUUAGCAUUUUUAAAAAAUGGGCCAGUGAACAUUUCUAUUUAAUCUUUCAUCCCAUUAUGAACAACAGUUUGGUGUAUGUGUGUCAGACACCAUAUAUAUUCUGUUAAAAUAGUCUUGUUCCUUUUUGUAUAAAUUGAAUUAUUAUUUGUGUAAUAAGUAAGGGGAGAUAGUUCAGUGAUGUUCUAUGUAAAUAUAUAUGUUUCUUUGAAGAACUAUUAAAUGAGACUAAAUUGA
Pomacea canaliculata is the source of this 7175-nucleotide messenger RNA. Its product is annotated as low affinity vacuolar monovalent cation/H(+) antiporter-like. NCBI's taxonomy places the organism in Eukaryota, Metazoa, Mollusca, Gastropoda, Architaenioglossa, Ampullariidae. Gene Ontology annotation, biological process: intracellular calcium ion homeostasis; calcium ion transmembrane transport. Gene Ontology annotation, cellular component: endomembrane system; membrane. Gene Ontology annotation, molecular function: calcium:proton antiporter activity. The coding region runs from base 716 to 2992 and encodes 758 amino acids. The transcript is spliced from 21 exons. The record is from RefSeq and is a predicted model, not a curated record.